AUGCCACGCUACAUCAUCACAGAUAAUGGCAAGCCAUUCUCGAAUCGGUUGAUGGAUAAAUUGUGUGAAAACUUUGGUUUCAAACAACGCAACUCUUCAAUGUACAAUGCACCAGCCAACGGUCUUGCGGAAGCGUUCAACAAAACUCUUUGCAGCCUGUUGAAGAAAGUUGUUGGAAGAACCAAGAAAGAUUGGCAUGAAAGGAUAAAUGAAGCAUUGUGGGCUUAUCAGACGACAUACCGGACGCCUACUCAGGCUACACCAUACUCACUCGUGUAUGGCGUGGAAGCAGUCUUGCCUCUAGAAAGUCAACUUCCAUCAUUGAGGAUGGCCAUACAAGAGGGAUUGACUGAUGAAGAGAAUGCGAAGCUACGUCUCCAAGAGUUAGAAGCAAAGACGAAAAGAGACUCGAAGCGCAACAACGCUUAG
Messenger RNA from Prunus persica (peach), 429 nucleotides. RefSeq lists its product as uncharacterized. The coding region runs from base 1 to 429 and encodes 142 amino acids. Gene Ontology annotation, biological process: DNA integration. The transcript has a single exon. The record is from RefSeq and is a predicted model, not a curated record. Gene Ontology annotation, molecular function: nucleic acid binding. Lineage: Eukaryota; Viridiplantae; Streptophyta; Magnoliopsida; Rosales; Rosaceae.